Penicillium cosmopolitanum is the source of this 2838-nucleotide messenger RNA. RefSeq lists its product as uncharacterized. The record is from RefSeq and is a predicted model, not a curated record. The coding region runs from base 1 to 2838 and encodes 945 amino acids. The transcript has 3 exons. NCBI's taxonomy places the organism in Eukaryota, Fungi, Ascomycota, Eurotiomycetes, Eurotiales, Aspergillaceae.
AUGCCCGAGAAGGAGACGAAGCCAUAUGACCGUGCCCAGGUAGAGGCUUUUAGGGAGCUUCAUAUUAGCAGCGCCACGGAUAAGGAAGUCGUGAUUCGAAUGCUCCGCAAGAUUUAUGACCCUUCCAACCCCAGCAACCCGCAUCAGUUGAAUUUCAGAGUAAAGAUAAUAAGGAAUGAUAUCAGUGCUAAGCUCCGAAAAGCUUUGAACGACAGAAAGUUUCUGAAUGAGUUACCCGACCGCAUCCCGAAGGGAGAUCUUGAUGACCUGGCGGUAAAGCUAUACAAUUUGGCUGUAAAGUCGCAUAGACUUAGAGGUUGGGGUGGCUGGGGUCUUUCCAAGAGAAGUGAAAGUGCUUCCUCAGCUCCCCCAGUCUCCUCAGUCGCGAGUACUCCGCGUUUUAAUCCAAACGACCAAAGGCCAUUCGAAUUCACCAAGGCAACAGUCUUGCCCAACGUCGAUAUUCAGAUUAUUCGUGCAAACCGUCCCGACAAGUCCGUGGCAUAUCGACUGUGCGACUUCAUAAGGGAUGAAUGGGAGCUCUCGGCACGUAGUGGCGAUGGGAGCUGGGUCGAUGGUUCCAGACUCCAGAUCGAGCGACUCAAGGCCGCACUGUUGGAUACGAAGCACCUCAAAUCCCAAGAUGAGACGCUGUGGUGGAGCCCGUUGCCUUUGCACCUUAUCGAUGCGUCGAAGGUCAACAUGCAGGCGGCCGAGGAUGAGGAGAUUCUUUUGACGAAUGCGAACUUCUUUUCUUCUUUGCAGCGCUACGUCGAGAUCAAUUUCCCCCACCUGGGUCCUGGAAAUCCGUCGAUUCAGGAGGAAGGGUAUAUUGAGAUUCGGCCGAUUAUUACUCUGAUUGCCAGCGCCACAGUAGCCCUCCUCGCAGAGAACCAAGAGGCAAAGAAAGAUUCUCUCUUCCUCGAAGUGAACGUUCUGGAUACACUCGUGAUCCGGACGCUCCACUUUCCAUCCACCGCACACUGGAUUGGAGGAGGUCCAACAAAAGGACAAGUUCUCACCGGUCCCUUUGAAAAGUGCAAGAAGGACACCAUGUCGAAGGCUAUUGCAGAACGUGACUCCAAGCGAAGAAAGCUCGACCAUAAAAUUCAGUCCAAGCUCGAAAACCUGGGCUCUGAGUUUAUGUCUUACAUCAACGAGUUUACUACUACGAAAGACCGAGCUCUAAGCCAGGAUCUCGCUCCUCACAUCGACUUGGCUACCCAGUUUCUCAACACACUCACCCCACGAUUCGAAAAUUCUGGAAGUAAUGAUACCGAGGAGAAAAUGGUCGACUUCUUCGAAACGGCCCUUGACAUCUUGUACCGGACUGCAUCGUUUCGCGAGGGAGUCAUUUCCGACCACACCAUUCCAUUGAUGACUACGCUGCUGCAAAAGAUUCUAACAGCUAUCGGCGAUCUCGAUGUCGAUACUUCCGAUGAGUCUAUCUUGACCCCUGCCGCGGACAUGGCCAUUCUAAUCCUAGAAUCAGCGUUCCAAAAGUUGGAGCAGGAGGACGAAGACAGGGGCCUGUUUGCCAUCUGCGGUAUAUCCACAUUGGUCCUGAAUAAUCUCAUCACCAAGUUAGUUUGGGGCCCUAAUCAAAGAGAUAUGGUUUCUGUUAUCAAACUUGGUCAGCAACUUCUUAGGGAAAUCAGCGCAGAAUUGCUCGAGAGUAACGAGGAUUCACACCUUGGCCAUCUCCUCGCUAUCGGUACCGCAAUUACGGUUAAAUUGCAAGAAAAGGUCGACGGGGUCCGAGAUGAUGAAGAAGAUGACGAGAUUUGGAUGUUCAAUACCACAAAUCGCCUUCUUGUCCUCAGCAUUGAGCGAAUGAUGAGUGGGCUGAAGGAUGGCACCGCUGAAGCUAAGGUCAACCGUAGAUGGUAUCAUCUAUGCCACCUCUUGGAGCUUGCGGAAGACUCCCCCCUUAUUAAGCUCAGCGAUGACGGGUACGAGGGACUUAUCAUGGCCCUCGUCGAGAUGACCAAAAGAAUCUUCGGCUCUUCGAACGAAUUACUGGAGCAAGUCAUCGUGCUUUUAGAUUCAUUGGCCCCAAUCUUCGAGCUAUAUGGCACCACCAUGGGCAAAAUUCAGCUCGAAAUCCGUCACUCGCCAGAAUUAUUGACUUAUAUCCUGGAAAUGGGUGCUGUCAUCUACAACGAAGUGAUGCUAGAACUUCGCCAAAGUGGUGCCGAGUUCAUCACCCUGGCGAAUGCAGUUUCCGACUUCACGAAGAUUUGUUCUCUAUUCCUGGACCUCAGCGCCAGUGCAGAGAGAGAGAAACUGGAUCGCAAUCAAGCGAAGCUAGACUCUUUACGAGUCAUGGCCAAUUUCCUAGAAUCUCUUAGUACCAUGCAUCAACCAAGCGAUGAGAAUUCAGCCACCGGCAAAGCAGAAGAUGAGAAUGAUUUCGAACCAACCACCCUAAAGCGUUCUAAUUCACUCCAAAAAUUCUAUCGCAGCUACUCUGAUCUUCAGAAGGACGACGAAGAGGCGUUUGAAACUAAGACCUGGGAAACCGAGACAGAGCAGUCUCAUUUUGACCGCCUUGAAAGAUUGCUCAAGUUUAUCGAGGGAGAGUCUAUUCAGAGCACUGCAGAUGAUGGUGGUCUCAAAGAAUGGAAAUUUGAUCCAGGACAGUCUGCUCUCCACAGAGCUCAAGAGAUUCUCGGUUUCAUGCGCAGUCAGACUGACUCGAGUCUUAACAGUUCCAUUUUGAAGCUUGAGGAUAUCCCCGAAUACAGCGGGGAGAGUAGUGAGGAAGGCAGUGAGCAGGGCAGUGAGAAAGGCAGUGAGCAAGGCAGCGAGGGAGAUGAGGACGAGGAAAUGGAGUAG